CAGCUUUUUCGCUUUCUUUCUUUACAGUUUGACAAUGCAGGAACUAGUCGUCACGAUAGGUAUAACCUUGAUCAAGGUUGGGGUGUUCGUCUACGACAUCAUCACCUACCCCAUAUAUGCCGUCGUUCAGCAGCCAUGGAAAAGGAGGAGUCUCAUGAACAGAACGAGGGCCCAGCCGGUUCCCGUAUCCGAAGGGCUGUGCUACAGAAACGUUGACCCGCCCAAAGCCUUCCAGAUAGAGAUUGAAAGGGCCAACAUCAAGACGGUCGAGCAAGCUCUGACCUACUCGUGUAAAAAACACGGAACGAAGAAAGCGCUCGGCACUCGCCAGGUCCUCAGUGAAUUUGAAGAAGUCCAGAAAAAUGGAAAAGUAUUUAAGAAGCUGGAGCUUGGCGAAUACACUUGGCUCAAUUACGAAGAAGUGGACGCAAUGGCCCGGAACUUUGGAAAGGGCUUGAGAGUGGAGGGACAUCAGCCCAAGGAGAACAUCGUCAUCUUUGCGGAAACGAGGCAAGAGUGGCUCAUAUCCGCUAUUGGAUGCUUCAAGCAGAACUUGCCCGUUUGCACUCUCUAUGCCACUCUUGGAGAUGAAGCUCUUAUACAUGGAAUAAAUGAGACUGAGGUACGACAUGUGAUCACUUCGCACGAGCUCUUGCCCAAAUUCAAACACCUGCUUGCGAGAUGCCCCAAAGUUACUAAGAUCACCUACUUCAAAGACCCCAUUAAGGAGACAGACCUCACCGGUUACAAGGAAGGCAUCAUUUUCAACUCGUUUGAGGAAAUUGUGGAGAAAGGAAGAACCGCAGAUUACUCAGAUGUGCUCCCCACACCCGAUGACACGGCCAUUAUCAUGUACACCUCUGGGUCAACUGGAACUCCCAAGGGUGUCAUCAUGUCCCAUUUUAACCUCGUCAACGCCAUCUUGGGCUACGCCGUCGGGUUUGAAGCCAGAGACAAGGAUGUGUAUCUAGCUUACCUGCCUCUCGCUCACGUAUUGGAAUUAAUGGCUGAGGCGAUGAUGAUCAUGUACGGCGUACCGAUGGGUUAUUCAACUCCCCUGACAAUGACAGAUCGUUCCAGCAAGAUUAAAAGGGGCAGCAAGGGAGACUGCACCAUCUUGCAACCUACCAUGAUGGCUGCUGUACCACUCAUCCUUGACCGCAUCUACAAAGGCAUCUUGGAGAAAGUAGAAUCGCAAGGUCCUUGGCUAACUCAGCUGUUCAGUUACGGACUGGAGUACAAGAUCAACUGGAUGCAUCGUGGGUGGGACACGCCCAUCUGUAAUUGGGUGGUCUUCCGGAAAAUCCGCGCCCUUUUGGGAGGAAAAGUGAGAAUUAUGGCUGUUGGCGGAGCUCCCCUUUCGCCUGAGACUCACGACUUCAUCAGGGCCAGUAUUGGAGUCCCCGUUUUGCAGGGUUACGGUCUUACCGAGACCUGUGCGUGCGCCAGUCUGAUGGACGAAUUUGACAUGUCACGGGGUCGUGUUGGCGCCCCUUCGCGGAUCUGUGACAUCAAGCUCAUUAACUGGGAAGAAGGCAACUACAGAAUAACGGACAAACCAAGACCCUGUGGUGAAAUUGUCAUUGGUAAGAGACUUGAAACCAUAUCAGGAGUUGAUGGAAAUGAAGAAUACUGUACGAGAAUUAACAAACAUAUUGUACCUCGAUUUGUUUUAGGUUAUCUGUUAAUUUUGAUAGUUGUACUCCUUCUGACAAGUAGAUAUAUCUACUUUGACAUUCAUUGUAUUUCACAAACCUAACUAAAGGAAGACUUA
Messenger RNA from Macrobrachium nipponense, 1774 nucleotides. RefSeq names its product long-chain-fatty-acid--CoA ligase 4-like. Gene Ontology annotation, molecular function: palmitoyl-CoA ligase activity. Lineage: Eukaryota; Metazoa; Arthropoda; Malacostraca; Decapoda; Palaemonidae. Gene Ontology annotation, cellular component: endoplasmic reticulum; lipid droplet; plasma membrane. The coding region runs from base 35 to 1759 and encodes 574 amino acids. Gene Ontology annotation, biological process: long-chain fatty acid metabolic process; long-chain fatty-acyl-CoA metabolic process; neuron differentiation. The record is from RefSeq and is a predicted model, not a curated record. The transcript has 9 exons.